This is a messenger RNA of Eucalyptus grandis, 851 nucleotides long. Its product is annotated as thioredoxin Y1, chloroplastic. Gene Ontology annotation, cellular component: cytoplasm. NCBI's taxonomy places the organism in Eukaryota, Viridiplantae, Streptophyta, Magnoliopsida, Myrtales, Myrtaceae. The record is from RefSeq and is a predicted model, not a curated record. Gene Ontology annotation, molecular function: oxidoreductase activity, acting on a sulfur group of donors, disulfide as acceptor; protein-disulfide reductase activity. The coding region runs from base 172 to 675 and encodes 167 amino acids. The transcript is spliced from 4 exons.
AAGGAUCGGAGAAACCCAAAGAUCCCUCCCUCCGCGAAUCCACGCGCGGACGAGACGACGACGCAGCCGGGGGGAAGAUAUUUCUCUUCGAUUUAUCCAAAAAAAAGAAGAAGGAAGAAGUAGAUUUGGAGAGCUCGUGGUAGUCGUUCUUCGUUCGAGUCCCUCGUUUCCAUGGCGAUUUCUCUCUCCGCAUCUUCGAUUCCUCGCUUGAGCGGCGAGAAUCCGGCCGCCUCCUCCUCCAUGUCGCCGCUUCGGCUCCGGCUCCCGGCGGGCGCCCGCGGGUUCGGCGGCGGGGGCCGGAGGAUCUCGGUGAACUCGAAGCCUCGGGGCUUCUCUCUGGUGGUUGAAGCUAAGAAGCAGACAUAUAACUCUUUUGAUGAUCUAUUGGCCAAAUCUGAGAAACCUGUAUUAGUUGAUUUUUAUGCUACUUGGUGUGGUCCUUGUCAAUUUAUGGUUCCCAUCCUUAAUGAGGUCAGCAUUAGACUUAAUGAUACAAUUCAAGUUGUGAAGAUUGAUACUGAGAAGUACCCCAGCAUUGCUGAUAAAUACAAGAUAGAAGCAUUACCUACCUUUAUCAUAUUUAAAGAUGGGAAGCCUUUUGAGCGUUUUGAGGGUGCUCUGACAGCUGAUCAACUGAUCCAGCGGAUUGAGGAUUCACUGAAAGUUAAGCAAUAGUUUUGGUGAGCCCUAGUUAUUCUUCUAUUGCUUCCAUUGUAGACAUAUCAUGAAAACUGUCCUUUCACAAAUCCUCCAGAAUAUUGCAAUUUUCAUUCUAGAAUGAUAAUUGGUGGCCUCGGCCUUGUUGUAUGAACUUUGAAGUGUGCAUAGGAAGUUUUAUUCUCCUCUUUCCA